AUGCCUGCUCCCACAGCCCUCAAGAAGACCGAAAGCACCCCGCUUGUCGCAGAUGUGCCAUCACCAGCUCAGGACAAUGACCAGGAGUUCCUGCUAGACGCCCCCGACGCUGCUGUGGCCGAGGCUGAAGUCAUCGUGCCCGAGACGACAGACGCAAGCAACAGCAUGGCUAUUGAUGAAGAGGGACGACCUCGCUUCGCCCCGUCCAAAGAUAUCGACCCCAUGACGAGAGUCGAGACACGCAAGAUUCCCAUCCCGCCGCACCGAAUGACGCCGCUGAAGCAGGCGUGGCCUUCCAUCUACCCUCCCAUCGUGGAGCACCUCAAGCUGCAGUGCCGUAUGAACAUUGCGCGGAAAACGGUCGAGCUGAGGACUUCCAAAUCCACGGUGGACUCCGGUGCGCUGCAAAAGGGCGAGGAUUUCGUCAAGGCCUUCACUCUUGGAUUCGACGUCGACGACGCCAUUGCUCUUCUGCGACUAGACGACCUUUACAUCGAGACCUUUGAAAUCAAGGACGUCAAGACCGUCCACGGAGACAGCCAGAGUCGUGCCAUCGGCCGAAUUGCUGGCCACCAGGGAAAGACCAAGUUUGCCAUUGAGAACGCCAGCCGGACGCGAAUUGUGCUGGCCGAUUCCAAGAUUCACAUCCUGGGUGGCUUCAAGAACAUCCACAUGGCCCGAGAAUCCGUCGUCAGCUUGAUUCUCGGAAAGCCCCCCGGAAAGGUCUAUGGCAACCUGAGAACGGUUGCUGCCAGGAUGAAGGAGCGUUUCUAG
Molecule: messenger RNA, 774 nt
Organism: Trichoderma citrinoviride
Lineage: Eukaryota; Fungi; Ascomycota; Sordariomycetes; Hypocreales; Hypocreaceae
Product: eukaryotic type KH-domain (KH-domain type I)
Exons: 3
Coding region: 1-774 (257 amino acids)
Cellular component (GO): nucleolus
Molecular function (GO): RNA binding
Source: RefSeq, a predicted model, not a curated record